GUUAACUGUAGCCUGCUGCGGGUUAUAGCCUACAGUAAUGUCCUGCACAGCACGCCCCAUAUACCACAACGCCAAACAAAUGACCGAAUUAUAUUUUACCAGAUUAUCAACAGCACUGGCAACAUUAUUUCCAUGUGACACUCAUUUGUGUCAUAUGACCAUGAUAACGGUAGGUCAUGUGACUAGGUGGUUUUGUUUUGCCUCUGGAGAGCAGGCUGUAUUUUUUGUUUUAAAAUCAUCUUUAGUUCAUUUCACAGAUCAAGGACGCUGAACAGCCCGAUACACUAAUGUCAUCGUUUCUGCCGUACAUUGUCUCCGCAAAUGUAUGUUACUGCAUAACUAGUCUACAGACUUCAUAACCGCUGUUAAACUUACAGAUGAAGAGGCCUUUAUGAAUUCUGAAUCAGGAGUUCAUAGAAACUCGGCAGCACAGAAUCGCAAAACGUGGCAUUACGACAGACUGUUCUGCGCUGCACCUCUAUAAAUUUUCCUCUUCAUUGUAUUUAUUCAUUGUUUGACAACACUGACUGUUAUUACAAACCGCAGUAAACGUAGGUUUCGUUCAGCCGUGAAGAGUGCAGGAAAGAACUGUAAUAGACCAGGCCAGCUAGCUGGCUAACUAGCCAUCUUCAUGGUGGGGAAUAAAUUGAUUGACACAAUCUGAACUGGACUGGCAGAAUGAACGGUACACAGCAGAAUGACACAAAAAGACAGCAUCUGCUGGAGAGGCUGCUGGAUGCUGUUAAGCAGUGCCAAAUCCGCUUUGGGGGAAGAAAGGAGAUUGCCUCAGACUCCGACAGCAGGGUGAUCUGUUUGUGCGCGCAGUUUGAGGCCGUCCUGCAGCAUGGGCUGAGGAAGAGCCGGGGCCUGGCCCUCACCGCCGCGGCCCUCCGCCAGGCCGCCGGCCUCUCCAGCAAGGCCGAAACAGAGCUGUCCUUUUGGUUCUGUGUGAAGGAGCACCUGAACCGGCACGAGCUGCAGCGCUUCUACUCUCUGCGCCACAUCUCCUCUGAGCUGGGCCGCGGCCGGGCCUGGCUGCGCUGCGCCCUCAACGAGCACUCCCUGGAGCGCUACCUGCACAUGCUGCUGGCCGACCACACACGCCUCAGUACCUUUUAUGAAGACUGGGCUUUCAUCCUGGAUGAAGAGAGAGCGAGCAUGUUACCCACUAUGGCUGCAGGACUGAACUCCAUCCUUUUCGCCAUCAACAUCGACAACACUGACCUGAACGGGCAGAACCGGGCGGGGCCCUCGGUGUCCGAGCUGCUGAAGGAGUCGACGCAGGGCGUGAGCAGCCUCUGGAAAGAGUCCACCCAGGGCGUGAGCACGCUCCUGCGGGAGAUCAGCAUCGCCACCUCGGUGCCGGGAUUCAGCCCCCGCCCCGACUGCCCCUCUGAUCCGCUGCCUGUGCUACCCCGCAGCGCCUCUGCUGACUCUGGCUUGAGGAAAGAGCGUCGGAAGAAAAAGAAAGUCACCAACAUCAUCUCCUUUGAUGACGGUGAGGAUGGGGGCGCAGAGGAAGAGGACGAGGACAUUGGGCAGAGUCUGAGGAAGGGCGUGGCCGCUCACAGGAGCUCGGAGGAGGACCUGGAUCGCCGUGUCCCCUCGCCCACGCUGAACGGCGCGCUGGAGCCCGGCAUCGUGAGCUGGGGAGGAGACCACGCCCACAACGGCGCCCCCCUCGACUCCAAGAGCGUCGACAACGAAGAGGAGGAAGACGACCUGUACGGCAAGAGCAAGCCAGAGCCAGAGGAAGAGCAGGGAAAUGGAGAACAAGUGGUGGUGGGGAGCCUGUCCAGCGUGUCCACGUGGAGCCCCCUGCAGAUGAUCAACGACAACGACAGCUCCGACGUCCUCAUCCCCCUGCCCUCCACGGACUCCUACUCCCAGACGGAGAAUUCGGCGGAGCCCGUGGGCUUCCGGGGGGAGGCUGAGAGUGGCGGCGCUGUGACUGACCCCCCACAGACACGACCCCCACUGCUGUUCAGUAUGGAGCCCAGCCCCCCAGUCCAGAGCGCCCCCCUGAGCACCAUGCUGCCCACCCCGGGCCUGCCGGAGUCCAUGACAGUGGUUGAACUACGUCAAGCCAUAGUAGCAAUGAUGAACAGGAAAGAUGAACUGGAGGAGCAGAACACGUCUCUGCGUAGUUUAUUGGACGGGGAGAUGGAGCACUCAGCUGGACUUCGACAGGAAGUGGAUGGUCUGAAGAAGCGUCUGGGGGAACUGGAGGAACGACACACAGCCAAAGUACAGGCCCUCGGCAGGGAGAACGAGGUGUUGAAAGUCCAGCUGAAGAAAUACGUGGGCGCCGUCCAGAUGCUGAAGAGAGAGGGCGGCCAGAGCAAUGAUGUUCCUGCCCUGACAGAAGCUGAUGUCAGCCCUGUUUAUGCUGCUCUUCCCCAGCUGAGAAACUGUGACGGCCCCCCGCUGGCCCCUCAGCCCAAGUCGGUGGGUGAUGUGGAGGAGCUGGCCUCCAGCUACGAGCGCAAGCUGAUAGAGGUGGCUGAAAUGCAUGGGGAGCUGAUAGAGUUUAAUGAGCGACUCUACCGCUCGCUGAUGGCCAAAGACCAUCUGAUCAGCCAGAUGAGGCAGGAGCUGAUCGACCUGCGGGGCCCGGUACCGGGCGACUUGAGCCAGACGUCUGAUGACCCCAGUUUAUCGGAUUUUGAGACUGCCCAUCGCGCCCUCAUCAAUGUGUGGAUCCCGUCUGUCUUCCUGCGAGGACGAGCUGCUAAUGCCUACCAUGUUUACCAGGUGUACAUCAGGAUCCUGGAUAACGAGUGGAACGUGUACCGCCGCUACACCGAUUUCCGCGCGCUGCACGGCCGUCUGAGGUCACAGUUCCCCCAGGUGGACACCUUCAGCUUCCCACCCAAGAAAGCCAUAGGAAACAAGGAUGCCAAGUUUGUGGAGGAGCGGCGUAAACAGCUACAGUGUUAUCUGCGCAUGGUCAUGAACAAGCUGAUUCAGACUCUGCCCGAGUUCUCUGCCAGCCCCACCAAGGAAACACUGCUGCAGCUUCUGCCUUUCUGCCAGGACACCUCGCAGGCUAACGAAACGGGAAGCAAACCGACCCGCUCCAGAGUGUCCUCCAGGUUCCCAAAACUGGGCCGUAGCCAGAACCGGGAGUCCCGGAACCCUGAACCACAGAGUGGGGACCUUUGACCUCUCAUCUGUAAGACCUAAAGACCUGAGAUUCACUAUGGACCCUGUUCCAGAGAAUGGUGGAGCGAGGGAGAGGGAUGGGAGGAUGCACCUCUGUUUCCAGAGCUGCUGAUGUAUGCUGCCUUGUGACUUUCAUGGAAGGAAAUCCAGCUCCCUCCUCAUUCCAGGAUGAUUGAAUGACCACAGUGAAAGACUAACAGGAUCUAAGACUGUAAUAGAUGGAAGAUGGGUUUUACACAAUUUUAUUGAAUUUUGUGGAGAAAUGUUAUUAAUCAUUGUGCCUACAGCAGAUUUUUUUCACAGGUUUUCUUUUUUGCUCAGACAAAAGAGGAACUUAUUCUUGCUGUACUAAUUUUUUAAGCUACAUUGAACAUUAUAUUGUGGUGCCAAAUGGAAAAGCUCCUGUCCAGUCCCUUGCAGGAACACAGUGUCAAGAACUCAUCCUUUUGUUUCUGCGAAGCUGUGAUUGUUCAGGUCUGUUAGGCACCAACAAUGUAACUUUAUCUAAUAAUGCAUUUAUCCUAAAUGACAGCCAGGCCUAGUGUGGGUCCUGAUCUGGAUCCUGCAGUUACUAAAGUUGCGAUUGUGAUGUAGUGAUAUAGCAAGAAACAAUAUAUACAUUUAUCGUCGAUGAAUGUUUUAUGAUGGUGAAAACUUGAAAAGGCUGCUUGAAGACUGAAAUGCAUGUAAAUCAGAAUGAUCCUUCCCCUUAUGCAGUUUGUGUGUCACGUUGUACACAGUGAGACACAGAGAGCUCAACAAAAGUGUGUGUGGUGUCAUUUCCAAUGACCCUAAGAAUCUGUCUUGUUGUUGAGUAACAGUGCGUACUGUAUAUAGCCAGGGAAGGAGGACCAGUAUUGAAAUCGUAGUUAGUGGUAUCAGCUGUGGUAGGACUGUCAAUGUUAGAGGCACUGUAGCUGACUAUCGACAAUGUAUUAACAUCAAUAGGGGAAGCUGCCGGAAUCUGUUCAGAUUAAACAUUUAUGCUCUCUCGUCAUUUUAAGCAUAAUCAUAAAGUCUUAAAGAAAUGCAUAACAUAGUGUAUAACCUCCACUAAUGGCAAUAGGUUAGCACAUUGUCUCUUAACCUCAGAACACAAUAAUAAACAUUAGAAAUAAAAACAGUAGACAAACUGUUGUAACCUUAAAAUACAUGGUUCCUUAUCGAAAUAUCUCUUCCCAAUGUGCAAAUACAGUAUGUCGUUUUCCUGUCAGUAAAUAAAAAGUGUUUGUCUGUUCACCUAUCUGCUCCUGCACUCUCGAGACAAAUCUUCAGCCAAUACCUGUAAUAACCACAUAUGUAAUCUUUAAUGUUGCCAUUUAAAUACCACUAAUGUGUUGACUGUCACUCGCAAUCCAGGGUGACCUGUAGCAAUUUAUUCAUAUCAGUCAGCUACUGCCUUCUGUUGGCUUCACAUGUAACCACUGUCUGUAAUCAGCAAUGCAAUUGGCCUUCAAAUGAAUAAAAAAUUGGAGUUGGAUAAAAGUGUAA
Molecule: messenger RNA, 4656 nt
Organism: Anguilla anguilla (European eel)
Lineage: Eukaryota; Metazoa; Chordata; Actinopteri; Anguilliformes; Anguillidae
Gene: snx29
Product: sorting nexin 29
Exons: 22
Coding region: 679-3165 (828 amino acids)
Molecular function (GO): phosphatidylinositol binding
Source: RefSeq, a predicted model, not a curated record